UCGCCGUGUAUUCAUCUGCCAACAGUCCCUAAUGUUAGGUUUCAGUCAACAGACAUUAAAACUCUCCCUUUUGCCCUCCUUGGUAAGCCUUGUGCUGGGAUUUGCAGUUCCAGCCUAAGGCAUUUUAAAGGGAACAGAGGCCUGUCUCUGAUUAAUUCACAUAAGGCCCUUUUAUCUUUACCUUCUGCUAACACCCCAAAGUGCCAGCUUAUACUGCCUUGUCCUAAAGGGCCGCUUAUUUCAUUCCCCCGUCUGCUAACAGACACCCUUCCCUGCCUUGUGGAUGUGUUGCCUUUAUAGGUAGAGUAGGCUGUUCCUGGCCGUUCACCUGCUGCACAGACUGGGAUUAGCCCAGCGUUGAAGGAUUUUUGAUCUCCCACAUCGCCCCCAAACCUCGCAGCCAUCCCAGUUGGGGACAGGGGCGGUACUCCAUCAAAACUAGGCAAUACCAAGCUGGGGACAGCUGCUUUACCAAUAAAGGGUUUUACAAGCCUACUUAAAAUAAGGGAGUUUAAUUCUUCCCAACUGUUAGGAUACUUUUUCCAAGCCCUUAAUUAUAUUGGGAAUUGGGGUGAAGGAAGAGGCAGGAACCUUUUGCAAUGGGCAGAAUGAUGAAAAGCUGCCUUCUUUUCCUCUUUGGAAGAAGUCUAAUGAUCCCAACUGCUGCAAGUUUUUCCUGUUUAUCACUCCGGAGUCAGAUUUAACCUCCAGUUUUGUUACUAAGAUGGGAAUCCACGGUUUGGCCAAACUGAUUGCAGACAUCGCUCCUGCUGCCAUCCGAGAGAAUGACAUUAAGAGUUAUUUUGGUCGGAAGGUGGCCAUUGAUGCUUCUAUGAGUAUUUACCAGUUCCUGAUUGCUGUACGACAAGGGGCUGAUAUGCUACAGAAUGAAGAAGGUGAGACCACAAGCCACCUGAUGGGUAUGUUCUACCGCACCAUCCGCAUGGUGGAAAAUGGCAUCAAGCCUGUCUAUGUCUUCGAUGGCAAACCCCCAGAGUUGAAGUCUGGUGAAUUGGCUAAGCGCACUGAGCGGAGAACUGAAGCAGAGAAGCAGCUGCAAGAGGCCAAAGAGGCAGGGGAGGAGGAAAAUGUAGAAAAGUUCAGCAAAAGGUUAGUUAAGGUGACCAAGCAGCACAAUGAUGAAUGCAAAAAGCUGCUGACCUUGAUGGGCAUCCCUUAUGUGGAUGCACCUGGUGAAGCUGAAGCUAGCUGUGCUGCCCUGGUGAAAGCUAGCAAGGUGUAUGCAGCUGCAACAGAGGAUAUGGACUGCUUGACCUUUGGUAGCCCUGUACUAAUGCGACAUCUUACAGCCAGUGAGGCAAAAAAACUGCCCAUUCAGGAAUUCCACCUGAACCGUAUUCUUCAGGAUAUGAGCCUGACUCACAAGGAGUUUGUGGAUCUUUGCAUAUUGCUGGGUUGUGACUACUGUGAGAGCAUUCGUGGUAUUGGACCCAAGCGUGCUGUGGAGCUCAUCAAGCAGCACAAAAGCAUAGAAAAGAUCAUUCAACAGAUAGAUACCAAGAAAUACUCGCUGCCUGAGAACUGGCUGCACAAAGAGGCCCAACAGCUCUUCUUGGAGCCUGAAGUCAUUGACCCAGACACUGUGGAGCUGAAAUGGACUGAACCAGAUGAAGAAGGGCUUAUUAGUUUCAUGUGUGGGGAGAAGCAGUUCAACGAAGAAAGAAUCCAUAAUGGAAUCAAGAGACUCAACAAGAGUCGCCAGGGUAGCACUCAGGGCCGACUUGAUGACUUCUUCAAGAUCACAGGUUCUAUCACUUCAGCCAAGCGCAAAGAACCAGAACCCAAGGGAUCUGCCAAGAAGAAAGCAAAGGGCAGUGGUGCUGCAACAUCAAAGUUCAAGAGAGGAAAGUAAACAUUAUUUUUUAAAACUCUGUUACUCCCCUUCCACUGGAUCCAUAGUAAACUGCCAACACAGCUCUAACUUACUGUAGAUCUGCAGUACCCAAAAACUGUGCAGCUAUUGCCAGGCCUUCAGUUCAAGCUAAACUGAUGCAUGGGGAAGAUUGCUUUUGCCGACAAAAUGUUUGACACUGCUGAUUACUGGACACAGAUCUUGUGAAGAUGACUCUAGGUACUUCUCUCAAGGAAUCUAGAGGGUGUUGGUCCUGCCUCUGAAUGCUGUAAACUAUCAGCCAUCUAUAGUAGGAGGCUUAGUCUGUCUUUGCUAGAUAUGCUACACUGACAUGACUUUAGUUUUGAUUUGUAGAUUUCAAUAAAUAUUGAUGACCA
Molecule: messenger RNA, 2250 nt
Organism: Sceloporus undulatus (fence lizard)
Lineage: Eukaryota; Metazoa; Chordata; Lepidosauria; Squamata; Phrynosomatidae
Gene: FEN1
Product: flap structure-specific endonuclease 1
Exons: 2
Coding region: 725-1873 (382 amino acids)
Cellular component (GO): nucleus
Molecular function (GO): magnesium ion binding; 5'-3' exonuclease activity; RNA-DNA hybrid ribonuclease activity
Source: RefSeq, a predicted model, not a curated record